Molecule: messenger RNA, 2681 nt
Organism: Nerophis ophidion (straightnose pipefish)
Lineage: Eukaryota; Metazoa; Chordata; Actinopteri; Syngnathiformes; Syngnathidae
Gene: gpr3
Product: G protein-coupled receptor 3
Exons: 2
Coding region: 193-1191 (332 amino acids)
Biological process (GO): G protein-coupled receptor signaling pathway
Cellular component (GO): membrane
Molecular function (GO): G protein-coupled receptor activity
Source: RefSeq, a predicted model, not a curated record
GCUCCAGCAUCAUUCCGCGGCGAGGACGUACAGAGCGGCCGCGCACCGGGUCCGAGAAAAAGCCGGAUGACGUCACAUCACACGCCACGUUCGUAUCGCGGAACAGCGAGUCUUUGGAUCUUGAACACGGAGAAGCAACAACAGGAAGGACAUAAGGCAUCGUUUUCACAAGGCGUGGACUGCUGAGCAGCCAUGACAGCCAACACCUCUGACCUGACCUGGGAUGAGUCUUCAGGCGCGGACGCCUUCUUGGCGGCGGACUCGUCGGUGACGUCGCCUCCGCGGGGGGCCCCGCCCCUGACGGCGUGGGGCGUGGCCCUGUGCGCGUCGGGCACCUUCAUCGCCGCCGAGAACGCGGUGGUGGUCACCACCAUCCUGGCCACGCCGUCGCUGCGGGCGCCCGUCUUCCUGCUGCUGGCCAGCCUGGGCCUGGCCGACCUGCUGGCGGGCGUGGCCCUGGUGGCGCGCUUCCUCUUCCUCUUCUGCCUGGAGCCCGGGGACUGGUCCGAGCUGGUGACGUCGGGGCUGCUGGUGACCUCCCUGACCGCCUCGCUGUGCAGCUUGAUGGGCGUGGCCCUGGACCGCUACCUGUCGUUAAGCCAGGCCCUCACCUACGGCUCGGGACAGUCGCGCCGCCGCGCCGCCAUCCUGCUCCUGCUGCUGGUGUGGCUGGGGGCGUGCAUCCUGGGGGCGGGCCCCGCCAUGGGCUGGCACUGCCUGGACCAGCCUGACUCCUGCUCGGUGGCGCCGCCUCUGACUCGCACGUACCUGUCGCUGCUGUGCGGCGGCUUCCUGGUGGUGGUGCUGGCCACUUUGCAGCUGUACGCCGGCAUCUGCCGGGUGGCCCGGCGCCACGCGCACGCCAUCGCCACCCAGAGGCACUUCCUGCCCGCCGACCAACCGUAUGCAAGCAAGCGCGGCGGGGGGCGGGGCUUCUCCCGGCUGGUGGUGGUGCUGAGCGUCUUCGUGGGCUGCUGGAUGCCUUUCUCCCUGUGGGGGCUCCUGGGCGACGCCUCCAGCCCGCCCCUCUACACCUACGCCACGCUGGUGCCCGCCGCGGGGAGCUCCUUGCUCAACCCGCUCCUUUACAGCCUGAGGAACAAAGACAUCCGCAUGGUGCUGCUCCACGCCUGCUGCCCGCGCAGGCAGCACACGCACGCCGCGAACAUGCACCCCCCGGUGGACGUGUAGCAAUUUAUGCCAAAACGUAGCGCACGUUCUUCAAUACUCCCCCUCCUCCUCCUCCCUUAUCAGCAGAACGUUCUGGACUGUCCUGGCCGGCGGCCACCUUGGACUAUCAUGUUUGUGCCUGGCGUCAAUCAGCCCGCCGUCGCUCCAGCAGACGCUCGUUAAAGAGGCGAUUUACGUGACACGGUCCGGAUCCAAUGAGGCGUACUUGAAACGUUACUAUUUUGCACAUGCUCGGACGUAUGUUCGCGUUGCACAACCUUUUUUCAGAUGACUAUAAAUAUUUUAUACUGAUGAAUAAUAAAUGUGCUCGUUUUUUUUUUCCUACUGAAAGAUGUCAGCGUUCUUCCUUCCGAUGCUCGCAGAGGCUUUUAGCGAGCUCGUCGUCAGGAGGGUUCUAAGGCUCCAGAAAGGAGAGAAAAAAAAAAAAAGCAAGAGUUAGCGCUAACAUGCUUUCUCACAGUUGCGUAAGAGUUUCAGAAAGUAUUUUUGGGGGUGACUUGCAUCACACAUAAAUGCAUUAAAAAGGCAGGAACAGGAAAAACAAGCCAGGCGGAACAUAAGUAGCUUUUAACACAUCAUAAUGGGACUCUCUGACCCAGGGGUCACCAACCUUUUACUUUUCUGGGUAUUGAUUAAUGCAAAGGGCUACCAGUUUGAUACACACUUAAAUAAAUUGCCAGAAAUAGCCAAUUUGCUCAAUUUACCUUUAAUAAAUAAAUCUACAUAUAUAAAAAAAUGGAUAUUUCUGUCUGUCAUUCCGUCGUACAUUUUUUUUCCUUUUACGGAAGGUUUUUUGUAGAGAAUAAAUUAUGAAAAAAACACUUAAUUGAACGUGUUAAAAGAGGAGAAAACACGAAAAAAAAAUUUUGAAACAUAGUUUAUCUUCAAUUUCGACUCUUUAAAAUUCAAAAUUCAACCGAAAAAAAAAGAGAAAAAAUAGCUAAUUUGAAUCUUUUUGAAAAAAUUUAAAAAAUAAUUUAUGAAACAUCAUUAGUAGUUUUUCCUGAUUAAAAUUAAUUUUAGAAACUUGAUGACAUGUUUUAAAUAGGUUAAAAUCCAAUCUGCAAUUCGUUAGAAUAUAUAAGAAAUCGGACCAAGCUAUAUUUCUAACAAAGACAAAUCAUGAUUUCUUCUAGAUUUUCCAAAACAAAAAUUAUAAAAUAAAUUCAACAGACUUUGAAAUAAGAUUUAAAUUUGAUUCUACAGAUUUUCUAUUUUUGCCAGAAUAAUAGUUUUGAAUGUUAAUCAUAAGUUGAAGAAAUAUUUCACAAAUAUUCUUCAUAGAAAAAACAGAAGCUAAAAUGUAGAAUUAAAUUAAAAUUUAUUUAUUAUUCUUUACAGUAAAAAAAAAAAUACUUGAACAUUGAUUUAAAUUGUCAGGAAAGAAGAGGAAGGAAUUUAAAAGGUAAAAAGGUAUAUGUGUUUAAAAAUUCUAAAAUGAUUUUUUAAGGUUGUAUUUUUUCUUUAAAAUUGUCUUUCUGAAAGUUAUA